CGAUGUAGUAGCAAAUUUUCACGACAGCAACUUAACAUCUCAGCUAAGAUCCCUUUAUUAUUGUGUACCACCUCUUAAAGAAGGAUCUGAUAGUAUGCAACGCUUUUUAUCAGAAGAACUUUCAAAGUUUAUGAAAGAUGUUAAACACUCUUCAGAUGAAUCCAAGAAGCCAUCACGUUAUAAUUUUUCUGCACUUCCUGAUGAAAUAAUAAUGAGAAUAUUAAGAAACUUGGACCUAAAGUCAUUAUGUCGCAUGAGCAGAGUAAAUAAACAUUUCAAUAAUUUAGCACAAGACCAUCUGCUUUAUACAAGUUUAAACUUAAAACCAUAUUGGCACGUUAUUAAGAAAAAAGCAUUGUAUUACUUAGCACCUAGAUGUAAAUAUUUACGACGGUUGGAUCUUUCAUGGUGUGAAAUUUUUUUUCCGGAAAUUGACAAUUUUCUUGUCACUUGUGGUAAUCUCUUAACACAUUUACGAUUAAAUUGCUGCUUAUGGAUUAACAACAACGCCAUGCUUAAAAUUUCAAGAAUAUGCAAAAAUUUGAAAGAAUUAGGUCUACGUAAUUGUGACUCGAUAAGUGAAAAGGGAUUCUCAUAUCUCGAAAAUCUGGAGUUCCUGGAGCAUUUGGAUCUUUACAGGACACAUAUAAAUACUCAGACUCUUUGCAAGAUACUGCGAAGAAAUGUACGAAUGCGUCACUUACGAAUAGGAGGCACCGACAAAAGUCUGAAUGUAGAUGAAGUUGCAAUGGAAUUGAAAAAUUCCUGUCCAGAUUUGGAAAGUAUAGAUUUAUGGAAAACACACACUCUUACAUCGCAAGGUAUUGAUGCCCUUGCUGACUGCAAAAAUCUACGAGAAGUGGAUUUUGGUUGGUGCGGCAGUACAACUGGUCAUGGUAAUAGCUUCCGUAGAUUGUUUUCCUCCUGUCAACACCUGGAAAAAGUUUUCCUGACCUCUGUUAGAGGCCUUACUGAACGUGAUCUAAGAGCACUGACAUUGUGUAAAAAUUUAAAACAGUUAGAUUUGUUAGGUACAUUAUCCCUGACAGCUGAGAUAUGUCACGCAAUUUUCAUGAAUUGUCCUAAAUUAGAGAUGAUUGAUCUCAGCUUUUGUGACAAUAUUGCCGAUUGCUCGAUUCAGCAGUGGCAGCAAAUAUACACACAUAUAGCCAUUAAAAGAGUACACUGCGAAUGGUGAUUAGGUCUAAUAUAAAUUUUAAGAUUUAAUAUAAAUCUUUCUCUCGAGAAAAUCACAUUUUCAAAAAGUGAGCUAAGUGUAUGUAUCUCUUGAAAG
Messenger RNA from Trachymyrmex cornetzi, 1294 nucleotides. Its product is annotated as F-box/LRR-repeat protein 4-like. Gene Ontology annotation, molecular function: protein binding. Gene Ontology annotation, biological process: SCF-dependent proteasomal ubiquitin-dependent protein catabolic process. Gene Ontology annotation, cellular component: SCF ubiquitin ligase complex. Lineage: Eukaryota; Metazoa; Arthropoda; Insecta; Hymenoptera; Formicidae. The record is from RefSeq and is a predicted model, not a curated record.